Oncorhynchus tshawytscha (Chinook salmon) is the source of this 1174-nucleotide messenger RNA. Its product is annotated as zf-DHHC domain-containing protein. Gene Ontology annotation, molecular function: palmitoyltransferase activity. Bases 37 to 945 code for a protein of 302 amino acids. The record is from RefSeq and is a predicted model, not a curated record. The transcript has 9 exons. Lineage: Eukaryota; Metazoa; Chordata; Actinopteri; Salmoniformes; Salmonidae.
GUCACCCGGAAGAGGGGGACGGACGGGGGAACCAAGAUGGCGUUUCUACGCUGUAGGCGAGACCCGUGUGGAUUUAUAUGUCUCAUACUAACUUAUUUCAGCGUUUUUUACGCCGAUUAUGUGGUGAUUCAGUAUGUCCUCAUCCCUGCCUACUCGGGAAGUGUGUGGUGUACACUACAUGGGUCAGUGUUUAACUUGAUUCUACUACUGCUGCUGGCCUGUCACUCCAAAGCUGUCUUCUCAGACCCAGGUAUGGUUCCCCUACCAGAGACGGCUAUCGACUUCUCUGACCUGAGGUCCCAGAAUUCACACAUGAAUGAGAGGGGUUGUGAGGGCUGGACUGUUUGUAGUCGUUGUGAGACCUACCGCCCCCCCAGAGCUCACCACUGUAGAGUAUGUCAGCGAUGCAUACGACGCAUGGACCACCACUGUCCCUGGAUCAAUAACUGUGUUGGAGAGUUGAACCAGAAGUACUUUAUCCAGUUUCUCUUCUAUACAGGUAUGGCCAGUCUCUACUCCAUGGCUCUGGUGGUGUCAGCCUGGGUGUGGAGAAUACGGAGCGAGAGAGAUGGGGAAGGAGAGAAGGAAGGAGAGGAGUCUCCCAGCAAACACCUGAUUGUAGCUCACUACAUCAUUCUCCUGGUUGAGUCGGUGUUGUUUGGAGUGUUCGUCAUGGUCAUCUUCUACGACCAGUUGGUGUCAAUUAUAACAGAUGAAACUCCUAUAGAACAUUUGAGGAACAGACUGAUGAAAGACAGAACAUCGAUCACCAGCAGCACCUCUGAGCCACCGACACACAUCCCACACACACGCAAGCCCAAACUAGCCCUGCUCAGAGAGGUCUUCGGGAGAGGGUCGGUGUUCUGUUGGCUGUUCCCUCUACAUUCCAGUCCCCCUACCGUUGGUGGAAUCAGCUACUCGGCUGUUCCGGAUUAUGAUGUGUAACCUGUUCCCGCAACCUUCAAACAACAUUCUGUGACAACAGCGUUUUAACAUUCCUUCAACGUUGUGGUUACGUUUCGGCCAUCAUUUGAUUAGGGCUGUCAAAUGAUUAAUUGAAUUUGUGGCGUUAGUACAUACUCUCUCACACACACAUACACUCUCUCACACACACAUACACACUCUCUCACACACACAUACACUCUCUCACACACACAUACACACUCUCUCACAC